CAGAUUUUUUUAGAUUUCUCUGUGUGUUUGUGGUGGUUUCUGGAAUCGUAGAGUAAGAAUGUACACACGUGUUAAGAAAAAUAUUAAACCGAAAAUAACAAAAAGCUACACGUGUUAGAAAAUUUGAACACCUAUACUUUAACAAUCGAUAAUAUUUUACUUACAUUUUACACAAAGGUAUUCAGUAUACAGCAGCAGAAAUGGCAGAAUUGUCAAGUAAUAAUAAAAGCGAUAAUGAAACCAAUGAUAAAAGUAAUCAAGAGACACAGUGUCUCAGUGCUAACAAUGUAAACAAUGACAAAAGCUAUAAUUUAAACAAUGAUGAAAGCGAUAAUUUAAACAAUGACAAAAGUGAUAAUAUAAAUGAUGACAAAAGUAAUAAAACAAACAAUAACAAAAAUGAUUGUAACCCAAGGGAAACCAUCCGUAGGCAGUUCUACAAACAUCGCAUAAGAAGAGAUAAUUUUAAAUUAGAACUUGACGAUAGGACGCCUCAAGAAGAAAGACGCAGAUUGUUAUUGGAGUAUCAGAAGAAACAUAGAGAUGAAACAUUCAAUGAUGCACGUGGUAUAUUACAAGAGUUUGGUACUACGUCAAAAAAUGAAGAAGAGGAAAAUUAUAUAGGUAAGGAAGAAUAUAUGGAUGCAGAAGAACAUAUGGAUGAGGAAUAUAUGGAAAUAGAAGAGUAUGCCUCAUCGUAUUAUAAGAUAUCUCCAAAUGAAUCCAAAACAAGUCGAAUGAUGCUAUCGGAAUGGAUGCUAGAUGUGCCGCAAGAUUUCACUGAAAAUUGGAUUAUGGUUCCAUGUCCAGUAGGAAAACGAGUUAGACUGAUCUCAGGCUGGGGUGAAACAAAGGCAUAUUCUAGAAAGGGUGAUCUGCAUGGUGUCUUUCCUUCAGCACUUCCAGGUGGAAAUCCUGAUGGUGACUUUCAUCAUUCUGCUGCUGUAGAUUGUCUAUGGAUAAAAAAUCGAAAACUUUUUUAUAUAUUAGAUGUAUUAUAUUGGAGUUUAUUGCCAUUUACGAAUUGUCAGGCCGAGUUCAGGUUCUUCUGGAUCAAUAACAUUAAUUCAGCCUUGACAAAUCUUGAUGGUGAACAACCUCUGGAUGGGUUGCUAUUUUAUCAUCGUGAAGCAUUAUAUACUUAUGGACUUACCCCACUUGUGACAUGGUUAAAACCUUUUAUGUUAUCUGAAGUACUUGGUAUAUCUGUACCUUCACCAUUUGACGAGAAACCAGAUAAUUACAUAAGUUUUGAACAUCACGUGCAAAGAGUAAAAUUCAAGAAAAAUCUACGGGAUAUUACAAAGAGUGAUACUAAUUCCAUGGAAAUAGAAGCUAUUGUUUAA
Molecule: messenger RNA, 1346 nt
Organism: Cyphomyrmex costatus
Lineage: Eukaryota; Metazoa; Arthropoda; Insecta; Hymenoptera; Formicidae
Gene: Snup
Product: snurportin-1
Exons: 7
Coding region: 201-1346 (381 amino acids)
Biological process (GO): snRNA import into nucleus
Cellular component (GO): cytoplasm; nucleus
Source: RefSeq, a predicted model, not a curated record